CUGCUUGUUAGAGAAAGUGAUCUUCGCUGACCGCUGGAGUAUAAGUUGCCGUGUCCUUUCCCAGUUUUCGUCCUUCUAUUCUUCCUGAACCUUAUACAUCUACAUCAUGUCUGGCGCCGACAAUGCAGUCGACGACACCCCCCUCGAUGAGCCCAUCCCUUUCCCUAUCCGUGACAGAAACGGGCGCCCCUCCAUUCCCCGCGAUGCGGACAAGGUGAUUGAAGUCCCCGCCAUGCGUAACGGCAUGAGCGAAGCCGCCGCCUUCAUGCACCAUCUCAGCCUGGAUCCGUCUAUGAAGGAGCGUCGAAGCUCGCGCAACUCGUUCAGUACUUCUCUGCCCAUUCCUCGCUCGCCGAGAGUAUCACGACCCACUUCCUUGAAGCCACGUGGGCUUGGACGGGAGAUUAUCGCCUCGCAGGUGCAGGAACUCGCCAAGGAUAAGGUGGCUGCCGUCAAGAAUAUGGCGUUUGUGUUUGACAUCGAUGGUGUGUUUGUCUACGGUAGUGAGGCUAUCGAGGAGGGCAAGGCUGUCUUGAGAAUGCUGAAUGGCGAUAACGAGCUGGGCAUCCAAUUCCCCUACAUCCUCCUCACCAACGGCGGCGGCAAGACCGAAGAAGCUCGCUGCAAACAGCUCUCCGAGAUCCUGGAGCAGCCCAUCUCCAUCAACCAGUUCAUCCAAUCGCACACCCCCAUGCAGGCUCUAUCAGAAUACUACGAGACCGUCCUGGUUCUCGGCGGCGAAGACUACAAGAUCCGCGACGUCGCCGAGCAAUACGGCUUCAAGAACGUCAUCCACCCCAAGGACAUUCUCGCCUGGGACCCGACCAUUUCCCCCUGCCGCCGCUUCUCCGAGGAAGACAAGGCCAACGCCAGACCGCGUGAUUUCUCACAGGUCCGAUUCGACGCCAUCCUCGUCUUUGCUGAGUCGUGGGAUCUCAUGACCGACUACCAGAUCAUCAAUGACCUCCUCAUGUCGGAUAAUGGCAAGCUGCUUACCCGUGCCAAAAAGGGCGACGGACAUAUCCCCAUUUACUUCUCGCAGGGCGAUCUGCUGUCGCCCACUGAGCACAAGGGUCCGCCGCGUCUGCAUCUCGGCGCGAUCCGUCUCGCCAUCGAAGCCCAGUACAAGGCUACCUCCGGCAGAGACCUGGAGCGUGUGCUGUACGGCAAGCCUGAGCGUGCGACAUACGUCUACGCCGACGAGGUGCUAUCCGAGUGGAUGCAGGAGAUCCACGGGGAGAAGCGUCUGCCGGAGAACAUCUACAUGAUCGGCGAUAAUCCCAUGUCGGACAUUAUCGGCGGCAACUUGUAUGGCUGGAACACUUGUCUCGUCCGCACGGGUGUCUUCCAGGGCGGCGAGAACGAUGAGCAGAACCCGGCCAACUUUGGUGUAUUUGAUAAUGUCCUCGGUGCUGUGAAGAGUGCGAUCCAGAAGGAGGUUGGCAAGGACUUUAAGUUCAAGUGGGAUGCGAAUAUCAAUCCCACCACCAACGCUGAUUCGUCGGCUAUUGACUAGAGGAUAGAUUAUAGAUAUGGUCAGGAUAAACGGAUUCAUUGAUAGAAUGCAUCGGCUUGAAUGAACUUGAUUUGCACUUGACAA
This is a messenger RNA of Aspergillus wentii DTO 134E9, 1600 nucleotides long. RefSeq lists its product as uncharacterized. The transcript has 2 exons. Gene Ontology annotation, cellular component: mitochondrion. Gene Ontology annotation, biological process: glycerophospholipid biosynthetic process. The coding region runs from base 107 to 1516 and encodes 469 amino acids. The record is from RefSeq and is a predicted model, not a curated record. NCBI's taxonomy places the organism in Eukaryota, Fungi, Ascomycota, Eurotiomycetes, Eurotiales, Aspergillaceae.